Staurois parvus is the source of this 280-nucleotide messenger RNA. The record is from the annotation of a GenBank genome assembly. NCBI's taxonomy places the organism in Eukaryota, Metazoa, Chordata, Amphibia, Anura, Ranidae.
GAGAAAUCCAGCAGGGAUGGUGGGAGACCCUCAUAAUGGGCCCACCAGGUGUACAGACCUGGGAACCCACCACAGGGAUGGUGGGAACCCCACAUAAUGGGCACAGUGGAUGUACAGACCCGGGAACUCAGCACAGGGAUAAUGGGAACCCCUCAUAAUGGGCACAGCAGGUGUACAGACCUGGGAACUCAGCACAGGGAUGGUGGGAACCCCUCAUAAUGGACACAGCAGGUAUACAGACCUGGGAACUCAGCACAGAGAUGGUGAGAACUCGUUAUAA